GGGAGAGGAGAGAGAGGAGGAGGGACUAGGGAGAGCUACUUUGGCCUCACUGUGCCGGGCAGUCGCUAACCUAUGUGAGACUGAGCCCUGAAGUGUGUGUUGUGUUGUUGUUGUUGUGUUGCCUCGCUGGGACGUGAGAUUGACAGAAAUGGAUUUUCUCCUGGAUUCUGGCUAACAUUUGAUGGAUUCUACGCUCUCCUCUGCCCUGAAGCCAAACCCGACAGGAACUACCACACCAUCCCGGAUCUGAGAACAGGAGGGGGGGACACACCCCACGGAGCCUGGAGCCCAUUGCCAUGGCGAUGACGGCCCUGUUCAGGGGCAAGUGGGGACAAAAGUCGCAGGAGCCACCUGAGAAGCAGCCCGCAGCAUCGGUGCACUCCACCAACCACGAGGAAGAAGAGGAGGAUGACAGGGUCAUCGCCCCCAUCCGCAGGAACUCCCGCUUCUACCGUUCCAUGAGGAAGAAGAGGCUGGCCUCGUCAGAACAACUUGAAAGCCCUGCAGUCUCUCUGAGGCCUGGUCCAGAGCCCAGCCCAGGCAGCAGGUCAAGCAGCAGCUCCCUCUGUGUCCCUGAUCUCCAGAAACCUUCGCAAUCUCCCCGGGCACAGCGUAUGCCAACCUCUCCACGCCAACUCCAUUCCGGAACUGCGUUGCCGAGCAACGGGGAGCUCAGGAGCCCACACACACUUACUAGCGCGGCCUCUUCCCCUCUUUGGACUAGGAGAGGAGGAGGAGGGGGAGGAGGAGGGAGGAAGGGUGCAGAUGCUUCUCCAGCUAGUGGUCAGUGUGGAGGGGGCUCCACUUCCUCCUCCUCUGUUUCUAGCGCUCGGUUGUACCGGACACACGGCAUGCACACACACACUGAAGACAUGGAGAGCCUCUCAGAACGCACUGCAACCGCCUGCUCCGUACGGGAGCCCGGAGGGGGGACACAGUCACCGCAACCAGCGGAGGAGGAAGUCAAUGAAGAGGGCGUCAAACUCAGGUUGGUGAGCAACAGGGAAAGAGCGAGCUCAACACCAUUGAAAGUAGAACCCAUCUGCUACAGUCUCAACAUUGUCAAGAACGUUGCCUUCCUGUACCAGGAGUACCGGGACACAUCCAAGCAGCAGGAAAUCGAGCAGCGACGGCAGCAGGAUGGGUUGACCUCGGGGGUCAGCGCGGGGUUAGGGGUGACGUCCCCACCGGCCCUGCAGCUGCAGCUGAGGAACAACUCUCGCUCUCUGAGUCUGUGGCAGAACCUGGAGGUCGUGCAGCAGAGCGGCCUGCUCACCCAGCUACCGCAGAGAGAGGUCAUCAUACAAGAGGCCAUGUUUGAGCUGGUGACCUCAGAGGCAUCCUACUACAAGAGUCUGGAGGUGCUGGAGACCCACUUCCUGAAGAACCCUAUGCUGGUCAACACACUCAGCCAAUCAGACAUGCACUUCCUGUUCUCCAACAUUGAGGAGGUGAUGAAGGCCAGUGAAAGGUUCCUGAUGGACCUGGAGAACCGCAUCGAACAGUCCCUCCAGAUCUCAGACGUGUGUGACAUCGUCCACGACCACGCAGUCAAUCACUUCCACGUCUUUAUCACCUACGUCAUCAACCAGGUGUAUCAGGAGAAGAACUACCGACGCAUUCUACAGGGAAACCAGUCAUUCCGUGAGGCCAUGGCUCAUCUGGAGAACCAGCCGCAUGUCCGAGGCCUCUCCUUCACCUCCUUCCUCAUCCUCCCCUUCCAGAGGAUCACACGACUCAAAAUGCUGGUCCAGAACAUUCUGAAGAGGGCAGAGGAGAAUUCAGAUAUGGAGGCCAAUGCCAUCAAGGCUCACCAUCAGCUGGAGCAGAUUGUGAAGGAGUGCAACGAGGGUGUGAGGAAGAUGAGUCGUACAGAGGAACUCAUCAGCAUUGAGAAAACACUGGAGUUCAAGUCUAAGUCGGUGCCGGUGAUCUCCCACUCCCGCUGGCUGCUGAAGAAGGGUGAGGUGCAGCAGAUGGCCGGGCCAAAGAGCACUAGGACCAUGCGGAGCAAGAAGCUCCACCACCCUGUCUACCUGUUCCUCUUCAACAACCUGCUGCUCAUCACCAAGCGCAGCUCCAGUGGUGAGAAGUUCCAGGUGCUGGACUCGUGCACGCGGGCCAUGCUGAGGACUGAGGACAUGGAAGACCAGGGUCAGAUGCUGGCUAAUGUGUUCAACCUGAAACUUCUGGAGAACCAGGAGGAGAGGCAUGUCAGCUACAUGCUCAAGACCUCCAGCAUGAGUGACAAGCUGCGCUGGAUAUGUGCUCUCACGCCAAACCGCCGCACGCGAUUCAUGUCCACCAGCGCCCACCAACCAGCCUCUCCUCAGGUCCAGUGUAUUCAGUCGUAUUCGUCUCAGGAGCCAGAUGAGCUGUCCAUUGAGAUGGCUGAUGUGUUGAACAUCCUGGAGAGGACAGAUGACGGCUGGAUGAUGGGUGAGAGGCUCCAUGAUGGAGAGAAGGGCUGGUUCCCUUGUCGGGUAGUAGAGGAGAUCAAGAACCAGGAAGUGCGGGCCCAGAACCUCAGGGAGUGCCAGAGGAUCCACUUGGCCCAGGAAGGGGGCGCUUCCUCAGGGUCCAGGCUGGGCUCCAGGGGUGGCAGACGCACCCCCAAAACCCCCAAAGUCUCAAAUUUCUUCGGUACCUGGACUGACCAGUCAGAGGAGGAACAGUGAAGCACAUGAUAUUCCACACUGAAAGUGAUUGGUUGGAACCCCCUGGCAUCGAUUUUUACUGGACCACAUGGAUCAAAUGACAGAGAUCAUGUGAUUUGAGCAUGGGAUUGCAUUGGAAGAAAGUGACAUCAUGCAAUGACAUUAUUUCCUAUUAACUGUUUCCCUUUCUCAAGUGGUUUUGGUGUGCCAGGGUUUAGGGUUCCAGGCUCCAUGGUUUAGGGUCCCAGGCCCCAGAGUCCCAGGCUCCAGGGUUUAGGGUCCCAGGCUCAAUGGUUUAGAGUACCAGGCCCCAGGGUCCCAGGCUCCAGGGUUUAGGGUCCCAGGCUCCAAUGUUUAUGGUCCCAGGCUCCAGGGUCCCAGGCUCCAGGGUCCCAGGCUCCCAGGCCCCAGGGUUUAGGGUCCCAGGCUCCCCUGAUCGGUCCUACGAUCAGAGCACUUCUUCCAUAACUCCAACAAACUGCAUGUCUUACAGUACUUCCAGUGGAAUGAUUCAGCACUACCAGUCUAACUGAAACAAGGCUCCGGUGGAACAGGAGCUAUGCAUGUGAUGGGAGAAGAUGACAACCACAGAAACAGUUCUCAAGGGGAUGGUAACAUGUGAAUACAUCGUAACCUUGCCUCAACUGCAUGGGCCAAUUUUUUUCUUAAUUUUUUUAAAGCGCUUCUGUGCUAGAGAUUUAAUUACCCCAGAACAACGGCUUGACGAUCCACCCUUUUGUAAAGAGCAACUCCUCCAUUGAAACCAUACAAGAAGCACGUUUUAAAAUCCACCCACUAGCACUGAAUGGAAAUUAACCGUGAAUGUUUCAUGAUUCUGUACAGUAAAUAGAACAAUCACAUGACAGAGUGCUCAGUAUUGGGCAGGAAGUAAUUGACUGGAGAAGACGAGCCCUACAGAAUCACAGGCCUUGCUUAAUCAAGGCCAAUACUGAUAUGCCACUUACACAUGCACACUGACAUACGCGCGCGCACACACACACACACACACACACACACUUGGGGAAAUCUAGCACAACUUCUCCAACUUGAAAAACCCUCCACAGACACCUGGUCCUGAAGCAUCUGCACAGAAUGUGCCAACACACCGACAGCACUGGAAUGGCAUGCGAGUGACAAAACAUGUGGGUGUAUGAUGAGUAUGUGUACGUGUGCAUACUGUAUGCCUUGAAUGUUCAAUAUACAAUUAAAUAAUUACUGAAACAUUGUGUAAUUUAAUUAUGUAAGAAGUAAUUUAUUGUUAAUAAAAUCUAAAUCUGAAAUUGAAA
This is a messenger RNA of Oncorhynchus nerka (sockeye salmon), 3943 nucleotides long. RefSeq names its product ephexin-1-like. NCBI's taxonomy places the organism in Eukaryota, Metazoa, Chordata, Actinopteri, Salmoniformes, Salmonidae. The record is from RefSeq and is a predicted model, not a curated record. Gene Ontology annotation, molecular function: protein binding; guanyl-nucleotide exchange factor activity. Bases 297 to 2678 code for a protein of 793 amino acids. The transcript has 15 exons. Gene Ontology annotation, biological process: activation of GTPase activity.